AUGCUUUCGUGGCUAAUCCGUAAGCUCUUCUAACCAGUUCGCAAAGUCUCGGGAUUUUUUUGCAAAUCGCGGCAGCCCCUGAAAAGCUCAAGCUAAAAAUGUUACAAUAUUUGGUUGAAAAUCUUUGUUUCUUUCUCAGAAAUUUUUACUUUGCUAAGCGAGGCUUUAGUGAGUCGAGAAUACAUUUUUGAGGUCAAAGCGAAAUAUUUUCACUUUUCCGUUCAUGAAGUCGCUGAAGUGAUUUUUUGAAGGUUGCAGAAUGCAAAAAAAGUCAGAGUUCGAGCGACAUCGCAACGACCCAAAAAGGUCUAUUGCACGGUGCGAAAAGCAAAAAUUGCACAGCGCAGAGGGAACUUCUCUCUUCGCGCAGUGCAUGUCCCAGACAUGACUCCAGCGACUUUGCGGACGGACCAUUAGCAUUUUCACAAAGUACCUGGACAUUUGUCGCGGCGCUCACUGCGCACAAAAGCCCCCCAUUUUUUGCACCGUGCAUUAAACUUUUCGUCAGCAAUUUUUCUUGCAAGGAAUAUCAUGCUUAGGCUUAGCCUCAGGCUUAGGCAGGUUAAGCUGUUUUUAUUCGCAGUCUGCAGGGAAGCCAGGGCGCAGGCGGGGCCAGAAAAAGGAAGUUUUUCGGAAAAAUUCAAAAUGCACUGUGCGAAAGCGAAAAAAUAGCACUUUGUGAAAAUGCUAAUAUCGGUCUGUCGGGAAAAAACGGCGGAUCGUCGCGCCUCGGAAUCGCCCAUCAUCGCUUUGCGACUGCAAGCGGCGGCUUGGGAUUUGGUGCGCGACAGCGGCGAGGCGAGACAUUUUGAUGCGACGAUCCGCCGUUAUUUUUCCGACAGACUGAUAUUAGUCUCAAGAAAAGUUUUAAACUUGAUUUUUUCAAUUUCAGAAGCAACAGACUCCCUGAAUCCGGCGGUUUUCUGGAUUCUGGGCCUACAAAUUGGUCUCCAGCUGGCGCUGAUUUGUUGUUUGAAGAGGUCCGGAGAGAUGAAACAUGGGUCCGAUCACUAUUCAAACGGCACACAGUCAUCGGAAGUGAAGCCUGUAAGCCUGUGUUUUCUCUGUUUUUGGUGUCAAAACUUUUUUUUGAGGCUUCGGAUACAAUUUUUUUCGAGCUGCGCCCUAGUUUAGGUUGAAAUUGGAUUAAUAAAGUUUUUUAUGUGUUGUAGAACGUCUGAAACUUACUUUUACACCGUUUUAAAUUCAUUUUUUUCAAAAACAAUUUUUUUUCAGACCCUCGAAACAAAAACGUCCACAGGCACUUCGGGCAGUGAGCAACCGAAAGCAACACAACCGUCUUCGGAUAGCGUCGAACCGAGGCGACGGUCCGCGCAAGGACCGAGCAAAAUUCAACGGAGAAGUUCGAAGAGGGGCGUGAAACAGAUGAUAAUCGAAAAGAGCUUGAGGAAGAAGAAUAUCAUUACCAACAAGGCGCCGGCACCGAAAAAUCGGUUAGUUUUUGGGGGUGAUUUGGGUGCUGUGACAUGGGAUUAGCAUUUUAAUAAAGUCUACGGACUUUUGUCGCACCCCGCACCAUGCCAAAAAUUUUGCGAGUUCUUGCACCGUGCAUUUUAUAUUUUCUUGGAGUUUGCACUGUGCAUUUGAAACAUCGCUGCGACGUAAACUUUUUUCAGCUGCGCCGCUGCGGUUUUUGCUCACAAGGAAAGUACUUCUAUGGGGUAUGGAGUUACAGGUCGAGUCAUAUAUCAAAAAAUUCGCAAAAUUUUUCUGGUUCAGAAUAUGUAAAAAUUAGCUGCCUAAUUUUGGUUUCUUAAGGUGGGCAUUUGCGUGGUGUUUCAAAAAAAGUUCCGAGGGUUUUUACACCCUUACAGGGUGAUUCAAAAAAAAUGGACACUUUUCUUUCUUCGAUUUUUCUUGGCUUUGAAUGUUUCUGGUAAAAAGGUACACAUGGCAUAAAACUACUACGUUAUGUGUACAUAUUCAUUGCAAAAAUUGUUCACUAGCUGCAAAAGUUGCCGAGACAUGGUUGCUUAAAAAUUGCCGGGCCAGCGCACCCGUUCCCGCGGCGAAAUUUACAAAGUUUUCGCUCAUAAAUAUCUGAAAGGUGUAACAGAGACGUUCUGAUCGGUCUGAGCGAAACAUAGACGCCUAUUCUCUAGGACCUUUUAAGGAUUUAAUCCAGGUCUUCCAGACAAUGAAAAACCAGAGGCCAAAAAUUAGACAACUAGCGAGGGAAAAUCAACGCUCAUUUGGGCGCUUUUUGAAAAACUUAGCUCUGCCAAACGUGGUAAAAGUUUUAGAACCAAUUCCAUUUAUACCACGUUUACUGCUCUAUUGUGACUAUAUUAAACGCCUUUUUAACAAUCGUACCUCAAUUAGCAAAACUGCAAACAAAAUUCUGACUUUUUUUGACUUUUGAUGGGUUAUCGCAAUGGUACGCGGAUUCUGAAGGCUAGGUUUGUUCAAAUUAACGGAGAUUAAUUUAAAAUUGAAGAACGGACUUAUAUGACUAUCGUAUAAAUGCAGCCUGUCGUAGUUGUCCGGCUUGUUGAAGAACGCCAACAAAAAAGUAAAAUUUUUCUGGUCAAAAAAUAUCAGCGUCUCUGGGUAUAGCCGGCUAAACUUUUAUAAGCACAGUACAUGGCUAAUGCAAGCUACAAUCAAAUCAACUGCUGACCCAUGUAAAGCAAUGUUAGAUGUCUUACAGGAAUCACUUUUCGCCGUUAUUAGCACAAGCCAGGCCGCCCUGCUAAGUUUUGAAUCCCGAUCAUCCCAAAAAUCCAGAACUAUGUGGAUGGGUCUCUUAUGGAUCACGUUGGGAAUUGCUGGAGCGUUAUUAAUAUAAUAAUACCAGCGUUUUCCCUUCUCUAGAUUCCCCUUAGUAUCGUAAUAAACAUUCAACACGCAGUUUUUAGCUGGCUGUAAGAAUUCAGGCCGUUAAAGUUUUUUGGACCUACAAAAUUCUUGGAAAAUGUGGUCAGAAUAUGGGCUGACCUAGUAUUUUGCCUCGUACACGCCGUUCAGCAAAAAUAUUUCAAAAAUUGAAACGGGUGUCAUGAAGCAGGAUCGUUGACAAUUAUAAAACUAUUUUUCUUUCCACCGACUGCGGUAUUCGUGGUGGGAUAAACCGACUUCAAAAUUUGUCCAUUUUUUUUGAAUCACCCUGUACAAACCUAAAUUAGGCAGCUAAUUUUUACAUAUUUUGAAUCAGAAAAAUUUUGCGAAUUUUUUGAUAUUACGCUUUUUCAAAAGUGCAGACACACCUUUUUUGCAACCGCACCGUGCAUGUUGCGCGACGCGGUCGUUUACGAAACAUUUCGCACUGUGCAAUUUCUUUUUGCACGCCCAAAAUUCGCGGCGACUCAGUUGAGAAAAGCUUGAGUCGCAGCGAUAUCCGAUUGCACAGUGCAAAAGGUCAAAUGCACCCCGCAAAACGGAGGUUUGUGCACGGUGCGGCCCACGACAAAAUGUGUCUGCACUUUUGAAAAAGCGUAAUAUGUAUAUGACUCGACCUGUAACUCCAUACCCCAUAGAAGUACUUUCCUUGUCAAAAAUUUGCACAGUGCAAGCGGCCUUUUGUGAGCGUUGCACUGUGCGAAAAGAGCAAAUGCACUGUGCGUUUGCGACAAGUGGGGGGAGAAAAUUCAAAAUGCACUGUGCACACGGAGGGAAUUGCCUUGCAUUGCACUGUGCAUUUCAUCUUUUUUUGGGUUGCACUGUGCGGCGGAAAAAAUUUUUUUGCCCCUGGAAUCUGCUUUUUUUGUCGCGCCUAGAGGUGGCAAUCGGGCUGGGCCGCGACUUUCGGCCCAGCCCGGCUCGGAAGGUGGAAAAGUAAAAAUUUUUUAUACAUAUUAAACUAGCAAAAUAAAGCACAAAUGCUUUGCAGAAUUGAUGGAUGGAUAUUAAAUUAAACCUUUUUGACCUAUAUGCUGUUUUACUACCUUUUAAAAUUCCUUAAAAUCCCUGAUUACGUAUAUGUAAAAUGCCAUCUAAAUAUGCAAGGGUCGGGCGAAAAUCUUCGAAUUUUUGAUGAUAAACUUAAACAUUUCACUGUAAUUUGAUGACUUGAUGUAAACGAAAGUGUUUAAGACGUUUUUGAUUAAACAUGUUGCCUUAUAACGUCCAUAUUUUUACAUAGCUAACUUCCUAAAAUCGACACAAUCAAACUUUUUGGCUAGGUUUUAGGUCCCUGCUCGGCUGUCCUAGUCAUCCGACCAGACGUUUUAAUUUUACUUAUACACACUUAUAAACCUUCUGGAAAGCAUAAAAACUUCCAAUAGAAAAUGCAAAGACUUUCAUCCAACCUUUUUGUAUUAGCGGGCCAAACAGGGCCGGGCCGGGCCGGCCUGGGUUUUCACCGGGCCGGGCCGGGCCUAAGCAAAUUUGAAAAAGCCCAGGGCCGGCCUGGUCACUUCGGCCGGCGGGCCGGGCCGCAGAAAUCGGCCCGGCCCGGCCCGAUUGCCACCUCUAGUCGCGCCCCGCAUCGUGCACAAAAAACUCCUCUUGUGCCAAAAAUGCUGCGUAGGUUAAAUUGGCCCUUCAAAUUCCAGGUUUUGUAACAUUUUUUUAUUUAUUUCUUUAUUUCUUGGCAUUUUACAGGGUGACAAAGAAAAAAUGCAACUCAUAUUUAUGGCCAUAUUUUGUCUAAAACACCAAACUUAACCAAAGUAACGGUGAAUAUCAGUAACAUAGAGCAUUGUUAAUAGUAUGCUCGGCCAGUUUUAAGGUGGCUGUUCUUCGCCCCGAGAUAGAGCUCAAAACGUGACUUUAAAUUUUGGCCGAUUCGCCGAAGCUUUUUUUGGGGAAAUCGGUCCCGUUCUUACAGUAACGAUCAAUUAGCGACUCCAAACUUUUUUGGCGUGAACUAGAGGUCCUGACUUCUAACUAAACAAAAAACAUAAUCCACCGGAUUCAGAUCCAGCGAGUAGGCGGUCAUUUUGCAGACCACAUAAAAUCGGGAAAACAGGUCCUUUCCUGGCCUUGCGUCUUUUUUGCUUUAUGGAUGAUGGCGGAAUCCUGCUACGGUGUCUGUUUUGAACCGCCAAAGUGCUACUGAGCCCACGGAAUCACGAUGGUGUACAAAAUGUCGCUGGUAGACUUGUCGGUUUGGUUCUGACCCCUUUAUCCAAGAAAACCAAGGAAAACCAAGGAUAUCACGCCGCUGGCGCAAGACUUUGCCCCAGGCCAUGAGAGGUCGGAUUUUUACUGGGUUCAAAAAUGGCGGAUGGUUUUUGACUCUCAACAGUCCAACUCCUGCAAUUCUGGUGGUUGUAGGCCUGCACGAUGUUGAAAUAUUUCUCAUCCGCGAACAGGACCUUCUCUCAUCGCUGAGCUGCGGCGCGACGGUUGAGUUUUCAACAUUUUUUGAGCCGUACUUGCUUGCAGUGUUCCGUGAGGCGCUACGCUUUUUGGAGCUUGUAAGACUCGCUCUACGGUACAUUGAUCACCAUUCGUCGAUCCGUUGUUUCCUUGAUGCCGGUCUGCCGGGCAAUUUUCUUCAUGGACACCACCAGAUUUUGCUUCACUCGCUUUCUGAUGAUCUCAAGGUUGGCAGAAGUCUUCAAGAUGCGCUUCCUUCUAAUUCCUGGACACUUACCACCAUGGCCAAGCUCGUUGAGUCGUUUGAUGGCUUUUCGUAUGGCAGGUUUUCCUACACCGACCAAUUUAGCAAUCUUUUACUGUCCUUUUUCUUUCCGUGACAGGUUUAAAAUCGGGGUCCCUCUGUUUGAGACUCGAAACAAACAUGUUUAUUAACCGAUAUGGGUAUGAAAAUUGAGAGGCUAGGACAAAAAAACAUGGAGAAUUUAAUGGUAUGAACAAUAUUUUCCUAAACCUAAAAGUUUUCGCGGCAGGACCCAUGAAAAAAAGUUGCAUUUUUUAUUUGUCACCCUGUAUAUAGUAAAUAUUUUUUUUUGUUUUUUCAGAGAACCGAUAAAAAUGAAGGACGGCGGAAAGUCGUUCGAAAACGACAUAAAGACGGUAAAAUCCACCGAGAGCAAUGACGGCAACAAGACGAAUAUAGACGCUAUCCCGUCCAUUGACGAUCAAAACCAGGAAGAGAAUAACACGGGCGAGAAGACGGCCGAAAUCCGAAGAGAAGCCGCUGAAUUGAAGCCGAGGAAAGUCGUGGUAUGAAUAUGAAUUUUUAUCUAAAAUUUUUGUGGAAAUUUUAGGCCGGGAAGACCAGAAAUGUGAGGGCGAAUCCGGGGGAAUACCCGACCAUGGCAGACGUGGCUUCGGAUUGGGGCUCGGCCAAGGAGAAGAAGACCAAAACAAAGACGAAGGUGAGCAUGUAGAGACGGUUGUUUUAUUUUUGAUUUUUUUGUUUUAAAAAAAAUGCUGGGAAAGGGGGGAAAACCGUAAUAUUAGGGUGGCUAUUUAAUUUUAUUUUCCAAUUUUCGCGACCUGCGCCCAUGGUCCACAAUUUGGAUUUUAUUUUUAAUUUUUCAUUCAUUUUCUAAAAAAAUAUUAGAUGAAAAUUGUAAAAAAAUCGGAAAUGCUAAUAACUUAAAUUCAGUUCGUUAAAGCUCGGGCGCAGCUUGGGAAAUUUUGAAAAAUGUUUUUUUUUGUUUUUUAACGAUUUUAGAUUCGGGCUAACUUACGUUGCUAAUUAAACUUUUAACCUUUUUUAAAAAAAUAUUUCCAAGUUGCGCCCGAGCUUUAAAUAUGAAUUUUGUUUGAAGCCCGGGCGCAGCUUGGGAAAUUAAAAAAAAAUACUUUUUUUGUUUUUUGUUUACGGUUUAAGAUUCGGGAUAGCAUACGUUGUUAAUUAAACUUUUAACUUUUUUAAAAAUUAUUUACAAGCUGCGCCCGAGCCUUAAAUUGAAUUUUUUUUGAAAGCCCGGGCGCAGCUUGGAACUUUUUAAAAUAUUUUUUUUGUUGUUUCUCGAUCAAAAAUCAUAAAUUUAAGGCAGGUGUUACCAACACAUCAAAUUUUUUUUCGAAUUUACCCGAACUGCGCCCGAGCUUUGAUUUUUUUAUUUUUAGUUUUUUGACAUUUUGAGCCUUGAAGCGUUUUUAUUUUGAUUUUUAGUCAAAAUAAAGAUCAAAUUUGCUGAAUUUUUUUCACAAGGAAAGUACUUUUAUGGGGGCUCCUACUUUUUGACGGGACAUACCUCAAAAAAUCAGAAAAAAUGUGCUGAUCAAAGAUAUAUAAAUCCUAGCUGCCCAUUUUGGGUUUUUUGGCAUGUUUUGGCCGUCGAAAGUUUUGAAAUAUUCGCAAGAGGAAAGAAUAAAAGACGAUUUGAAAGGCAGGAAAACCGAUGAGUGAGUGGCGCAGUUGGUUGCGCAGAAGACUGGGGUUGUGCGGAGGGGGGUUCGAGUUCCCUUUUGUGAUUUUUUUUUAUUUUUUGUUUUUUUGCUGUAAAAUAGAAAAUAAAGUUAAAAAACAAUGAUAGAGGCUUUUCAUUUCCCGUUGGCUAUUAAUUAGAAGUCAAAAACGCGACUUAACGUCAUCCCCUACUUCUAACGUCAUCCCAUUCUUACAUUGUUCAAUACAAUACACAAACCGAUCCGCCAUCUCCUGUUCUUCUCUGGUAGCGGCUUUAGCGUCCCCAACACCAUAUUUGUCCAACAAUAUGGACACAACAUUUUGCGGCGAAAAUUCGGACAUUUUAUGACUGCACGUCACAGGGAAAUGAGUGUUUCUUGACACCCUUCCGUGAUUUUUUGGCUUCGUUUAUGUUUUUAAGUCGCGUUUUUGACUUCUAAUUAAUAGCCAACGGGAAAUGAAAAGCCUCUAUCAUUGUUUUUUAACUUUAUUUUGUAUUUUACAGCAAAAAAACAAAAAAUAAAAAAAAAUCACAAAAGGGAACUCGAACCCCCCUCCGCACAAACCCCAGUCUUCUGCGCAACCAACUGCGCCACUCACUCAUCGGUUCCCCUGCCUUUCAAAUCGUCUUUUAUUCUUUCCUCUUGCGAAUUUCAAAACUUUCGACGGCCAAAACAUGCCAAAAAACCCAAAAUGGGCAGCUAGGAUUUAUAUAUCCUUGAUCAGCACAUUUUUUCUGAUUUUUUGAGAUAUGUCCCGUCAAAAAGUAGGAGCCCCCAUAAAAGUACUUUCCUUGUCAGACCGGAACGUCCCCUCAGCAACCAAAAGAAGCGCCAAAGGAAGCGGGCCCACAAAAAGUUGUCAAGAUUGAGGAAAAGGAGGAGAAAGUGGAAGUAAAAGAUGAAAAGAAGGCAGAAACAGCCGUCAAAGGCCAAAAGAGGAAGAGCAAGGGAAGCGAGGAAUUGAAGGACAGCAAAUUGAAAAAGAAGAGCGUAAAAAAGAAGGUGGAAAAAGGAGGAGGAAAAGAAGGAAGAAAAGAAGGAGGAAUCUCCGAAAGCAGAGGAGAAAAAAUCGGAUGCGAAAAGGCCGGAGGAAAAGAAGGAGGAAGCGGAGGAGAAGAAGGAGGACGAUCAGCCCGAUGGGAGUCCUAA
Bursaphelenchus xylophilus (pine wood nematode) is the source of this 8385-nucleotide messenger RNA. Lineage: Eukaryota; Metazoa; Nematoda; Chromadorea; Rhabditida; Aphelenchoididae. The record is from the annotation of a GenBank genome assembly.